Molecule: messenger RNA, 2926 nt
Organism: Rhineura floridana
Lineage: Eukaryota; Metazoa; Chordata; Lepidosauria; Squamata; Rhineuridae
Gene: CA8
Product: carbonic anhydrase 8
Exons: 9
Coding region: 88-936 (282 amino acids)
Molecular function (GO): carbonate dehydratase activity; zinc ion binding
Source: RefSeq, a predicted model, not a curated record
GACCUUGCCUAACCGACUUCCGCAAGGCAGCCUCACAGAAACAAUCAGAGUGCUCAGAGGGACACAGUUGCCGAGGAGUGCCUGCGAAUGGCUGACAGCUACAUUAAGGAAUCGGAUCUUUUUCCUGUGAAAGGGGAGACUGUGGAGUGGGGCUAUGAAGAAGGAGUUGAGUGGGGAUUAGUUUUUCCUGAUGCUAAUGGAGAAUACCAAUCUCCUAUUAACUUGAACUCAAGAGAAGCAAAAUAUGACCCCUUGCUACUUGAAGUAUGUUUAUCACCAAACUAUGUUGUGUGCCGUGACUGUGAAGUCAUCAAUGAUGGACACUCAGUUCAAAUCCUCUUAAAGUCCAAAUCAGUGUUAGUAGGAGGACCACUGCCUCGAGGGCAUGCAUUUGAACUGCAUGAUGUUCGAUUUCACUGGGGUAGAGAAAAUCAGCGUGGCUCUGAACACACUGUUAAUUUUAAAGCUUUCCCCAUGGAGCUCCAUCUAAUCCACUGGAACUCUACAAUGUUCCACAGUAUUGAUGAGGCAGUGGGAAAGAAGAAUGGCAUAGCCAUUAUUGCUUUAUUUGUGCAGAUAGGAAAGGAACAUUCAGGCCUAAAGGCUGUUACUGAAAUUCUGCAAGACAUUCAAUAUAAGGGAAAGUCCAAGACAAUACCGUGUUUUAACCCCAACACAUUAUUACCAGAUCCCCUGUUACGAGAUUAUUGGGUGUACGAAGGCUCCCUCACAGUUCCACCCUGCAGCGAAGGUGUUACAUGGAUCUUAUUUAGAUAUCCUUUAACUGUAUCCCAACUUCAGAUAGAAGAGUUUCGAAGACUGAGGACACAUGUUAAAGGGGCUGAACUCCUAGAAGGCAGCGAUGGAAUACUAGGAGAUAACUUUAGACCAACACAGCCACUUAGUGACAGAGUCAUAAGAGCUGCCUUCCAGUAGCAAAGACAAAUAGCAAAAAUAAUCAUAAUGCCCCCAGCAGAGAUGACUGAAGGUGAACCUUGAGGCCAUUCAUUAACAUCUCAGUGCAAGGAUACAAUCUGGAACACUGUUUUUAGACAGCCUUCAUUAUUGCACUGGACUCAGGUGAAUUUUAGCCUUUAUCAGAACAACCUCUGUCACCUGUGAAUCUUUUCUAAGUUCUGCAGACCCUUGGUAUGUGUUACACUGUUGCUCAGUUCAGAUGACAAUUUUCCAACUACUGCUGGUAACUUCAAGCACUCGGGUCAGUCCUUUAUAGUCUAACCCAGAAUCUACAAGCUGUCAAUUCCAUCUGGAACAGAGCACUUUGCAACUGGUUGAUUACAUGAUGUAUAUUAAUUUUAUGGUAAGAAAGCUGAAUUGAAAGUGUUUCUUGGGAUUUCUUCCCAUAUAGGAAGAAAAAACCCAACUAGCUAUUCUAUCCUUCUCACAUGUGAUUUUGUGUUCUUUGUGACUUGUCUAUUCCACUUCUGCAAUCAAAGGGGAGAGACCCACUUACUGUUGUGCUGGUUCCAGUGUGUCUCCAUCUCUGAUUUCUGAAAACAGGAGCAUAUGACACUAGACAACUCUGCCCCUUUUUACUCUAAAAGUUGGAUGGAUCAGGUCCAAUGCAUUUUUUUUAAAGAAUUCAGCUUCAGACAGAUUUCACAGCUGAUUGGUAGAUCCACCGGUUGCCCCUCCAGGUGUGGCCAAUGGAAAAUGCUGUAGGCUCAGGCAGAGACAGUGAUUGGCCCAACACUUUGUUAUGGGCGGUCUCGAAAGGUCAGAAGUCAGCAGGGGGAAAGAGAGCUAUGUCCAACCAAGGGCAGAGUUGCUUCAAAAUGCAGCUAGAAAAAACCAUUCUCAUUGCUUUUGAAGUGACUAAAGUGCCCACAGCCAAAGACUGGAAGAAUAGACCUGAAGGUAACUUACGGUGUCUACAGAUACACAGAGAGGGGUCACUGCACCCUGGCCUGGCUACCCAUUCACCAUGGUUUUGUUCUCUUUUGUUUUUGCCACACAUAGCUAACCCACUCUAGGUUUGGGGGACAUAAGUUCUGUUAGUUUGCAGUGCUGGUUGGCUGGCCACUGGCUGCUGCCACAUUGAAUCCUUCCUCUCUAGAACACUUCUGUUGUGUUUUCAAACUUGAUUCCUUUUGUCUUCUGCCUUUCAAUAAGAUACAAAUACUUAGUUGCUUAAAUGCAUGCAGGGCUUUGAAUAUUUUUUAAAGGGUAAAGAGCCACCCUACAGAUUUGGGGAAAGGGGCACAGAGCAGACAAUUUUAUUAGCAUUUGUUUUUCUGGUCAGAACACCUGGCAAAAAAAAAAUUGCAAAGGGAGCUGGAUUUGCUCUAAGAGACAUAAAACCUCAGAAAGCUUUUUUUAAAGGCACCUUUGUAUGCACCCUUCUACUAAUCCUUCUGACACCGUGAAGCCUACUCACUCACAUGUUAUACAAAUGAGCAUAAAAGGGGCUGCAGAAUUCUACCAACUGAUCUUGCCAUCCCAUACAUUCAGCAUGUGAAAGAGCACACACAUGUACACUUUGAAAAUGCAGAGACUCUUUCAUAAGAUGUGCUGAAUGCACACUGGAGUGGGAAAGAGACUAGCAGGCACAUUCAGACACGAUCCCACUCUCCCUCCCAUUUGCAUUCACUGUAAGGUAUGUAACAUACUGUACAUAGAACCCAAUAUCCUCUUUAAAAUGAGUUGAAAAGUGAAUAACAAAACCUGUGUGAUACUGGUAAAUAUGAAUCUCUUUAUAUUCCAUAUGAAUUAUGGUGAUUUACAAUUCCUAUACUUGGAUAAACAAUGAUAUAUGUUGCAAUAUAUCCCUGUGAAAUAAAACUGAAUUAAAGAGGUUAACUUCUGCAGGUUUGGCAUUUUUUAAAAUAGUCAUUGAUGUUUCUAGUCAAUAUAUAUAUAUAAGAACGCUUUGUGAAUUUCUGGACCACACUGAGUGGCCUGAGGG